Suillus fuscotomentosus is the source of this 2024-nucleotide messenger RNA. RefSeq lists its product as uncharacterized. The transcript has 4 exons. The coding region runs from base 197 to 1702 and encodes 501 amino acids. The record is from RefSeq and is a predicted model, not a curated record. Lineage: Eukaryota; Fungi; Basidiomycota; Agaricomycetes; Boletales; Suillaceae.
UUGCCACAUAUACUCCCAGCGUUACGCGGCCUCCGACAACAAGACAUUGGGCGUCAGCCCUUCUCGACAAAACGCGUUAUUUGAUUCCCUUUGCGACAUACCAGCAUGUUGGCUAAAAAAAUUAAUUAACUGACUGACCACCUCGUGUUAUCCAGCGGUAUAAAAUACUUGUCUGAAGUUGACUUCCCUCACCGCAAUGUCCACCUUUUCCCCUCAAGUCAAUAUCCCCGCGCUGAAGAAAUUUGCCGUCACAGCUGCAGCGAAGCAGCAUCCGGUCAAAGCAACAGGUAGACGGCACCCGCAGGUGCCAACCCCAGUGGUGGCGAGCGUCGAAGACGUCAAAUGGGCUGGAGAAAAGAUGAUUCAAAUUACGUUCGAACGCACCUCCAUACCUCUUGGACCAUAUAUCAUGAUGGCGUAUUUUCCUCGCGGACGCCAGAGGCUAACAACGCAGGCUGUGUUAGGCAUGAUGGCCGCUGUCAGAAAUUCGACCUUGAAGAUCGAGGUGCCCAAAAUCUAUGGGUACAAGGACCUCCUACCCAAUGACAUCGGAGCUGAAGUAGUCCUCAUGGAAAAGAUACCCGGGGAAAAUCUUCAGGAUGUGUGGCCCACCCUUACGCCCGACGAGGAGCUCAAAGUCUGUAGCAAGUUGGCCGACCUGCUGUUGAAGUUGUUCAACACCCGCGGAAACCUUAUUUGCACCGACCUUCUUGGUACAGGCAUCGACACCUCCACGUUCAGUGCCCUCCUACAGGAAGGACAGCAAAACCAGAACCCUAACGGGCUCUCGCCGUUGAUUUUAUCGCGCCCGUUCAACGAGCCACCACUGGAUAGAAUGAUCCCACAAUUUGCACUAUCCACUAACGCUGACUAUCUGACAGCACUAUGCUGGCGCGUUGGACGCCUUUGCGGUAGCACUGAGGAUGUCAUCGCUCGAGCCCGUGACACAGGAUUUGCAGAUAAUCCUCUACUAACAAUAGAAGACAUGGUGCAAGCCAGAGAAACAUUCAGACGGCUGGCCAGCAUAAUCCCACAUCACAUCGGAGGAUUCUACAUCCCAGGAACGCUCUCUCGCGAAGCGAGAGAAGAGGCCUAUUCGAUCCUACAACACAGGAAAUUUGGCGUCUGCCAUGGUGACAUGCAGAUGUACCGUUUCCUCAUCCGGUUCCUGCCAGAUAAAGAUGGGGAACUUCGUACUCCCAGCUCAGAUGUCGAGCUCGUGCUUUGCACGGGGUGGGAACACGCAUUCCGUGCACCACUUUGGUCAUGCGCGCGCAUGCCACUCUGGCUCAUCAGCCGGCCAAUCUUGAACGAGCCCAUUUCCUGGGAUCGCCAAAGACAAUUGCGUAAUCUCAUCUACGACAUGAUGAACGAGCCUAGUAGAAUAGAGAGCGCCCGGGAGUGGAUCAUUUCGCACGUAUACGGACGUACCGAGCGGUGGUUCGAGGGAUGCGUCAGCGCGCAUUGGAUGUACAGUCGGAACAUUGAAGCGAAUUUGGUGGACCUCAAGAAGUAUUGGGAAUUUUGGCGUCCAGACAUCGAGCUCCCGUUCCAGGUGGGAGUGGAGUACACUGGACAACGGCAGGCUCUAUCCCAUGGGUCGGCAGACGAGCCCAUCAUCGCACCUGUCACUGAAGAGCUGGCUAUUCCUCUCCUUUCCGCGAGCCCUCUUGGAAUUUUCCUUGGAAUGGGUAGAUCUUGAAACGCAUGUCAUCUCGAAGCUGACAUUGGAAUGUCUCUUGUUAAAUUGUAUUGUGUGCGAAGGUCAAUGGGUUGUACCUAUGUCGGAUAUCUCCUCACAGAAUCUUUCAUGCACUUCAAUGAAGAUCAUUUUGCACGCGGGCGAGCAAAUACUAGUGCCUUCGUUAGAGAUAGAAGAGACGGUCAAGGUCAAUACAUUAAAGGUCUGGGGCCCUUUACAGACAGGACGUGCCAGUUCGCGACGUAUGCAGACCCCAGGAACUCUGUAUGAGGAAUUUCCACAUACCCGCUUUUGGAUAUUACUAUAUACCUUCACGUCGAAG